Malassezia sympodialis ATCC 42132 is the source of this 1734-nucleotide messenger RNA. RefSeq lists its product as uncharacterized. The transcript has a single exon. Gene Ontology annotation, molecular function: ATP hydrolysis activity; ATP-dependent protein folding chaperone; ATP binding. Bases 1 to 1734 code for a protein of 577 amino acids. Gene Ontology annotation, biological process: protein folding. Lineage: Eukaryota; Fungi; Basidiomycota; Malasseziomycetes; Malasseziales; Malasseziaceae. The record is from RefSeq and is a predicted model, not a curated record.
AUGGCCGGCAUGAUGCGCAAUGGGGGCCGUCUUGGCAUGAUGCAGCCGCCAGUGAUUCUGCUGAAGGAGGGCACAGAUACCUCGCAGGGUAAGGGCCAGCUGUUGUCCAAUAUCGGUGCAUGCCUCGCCGUGGUGUCCUGCGUGGCCUCGACGUUGGGGCCGCGCGGUAUGGACAAGAUGAUUGUGAACGACCGUGGACAGGCGACGAUUUCGAACGAUGGAGCGACGAUCCUGAAGCUCCUUGACAUUGUGCACCCUGCGGCGCGUACGCUGGUGGACAUUGCGCGUGCGCAGGAUGCCGAGGUCGGCGACGGCACGACGACGGUCGUGCUGCUCACGGGCGAGAUUCUCAAGCAGGUGCGCCCGUUCAUUGAGGAGGGCGUGAGCCCUCAUGUGGUGGCGAAGGGUAUUGCGACGGCGUCGCAGAUGGCGGUCGAGCAUGUGAAGAGCCUGGCCGUCCACAUUGACAAGGACAAGGAGGCGUACGUGCGCGCUACUGACCGCAGUGAUUUCCGUAACCUCCUGCUCAAGUGUGCGGGCACAGCUAUGUCGUCGAAGCUGAUCGUGUCGCAGCGGCCGUUCUUUGCACAGAUGGCGGUGGAUGCGGUGCUCGCGCUCGACCAGGACGAGCUGAACGAAAAGCUGAUUGGCAUUAAGCAGGUGCCAGGUGGCGCGAUGCAGGACUCGAUGCUGAUCCACGGCGUGGCCUUCAAAAAGACGUUUGCGUAUGCGGGCUUUGAGCAGCAGCCGAAAAAGUUUGAGAACCCGGGCAUUCUGUGCCUGAACGUGGAGCUGGAGCUGAAGGCCGAGAAAGACAAUGCGGAGGUGCGCAUCCAGGAAGUGUCGGAGUACCAGGCGAUUGUCGACGCGGAGUGGGCGAUCAUCUACGGCAAGCUCGAGGCGAUCGUCAAGACGGGCGCCAAGGUGGUCCUGUCGAAGCUGCCGAUCGGCGACCUUGCGACGCAGUACUUUGCGGACCGCGACAUUUUCUGUGCGGGCCGCGUGCCGAUGGAGGAUAUGCAGCGCGUCGUGCAGGCUGUCGGCGGCUCGAUCCAGUCGACGGUGUCGGACCUGCACCCCGAGCGCCACCUGGGCACGUGUGGUGUGUUUGAGGAGCGCCAGAUCGGUGGCGAGCGCUUCAACCUGUUCACGGGCUGCCCUGGCGCCAAGACGGCGACGAUUGUGCUGCGUGGCGGCGCCGAGCAGGUGAUUGCCGAGAUCGAGCGUAGUCUGCACGAUGCGAUUAUGAUUGUCAAGCGUGCGAUCAAAAACAACGACGUCGUCGCAGGCGGUGGCGCCAUUGAGAUGGAGCUCUCCAAGAUCCUGCGCAACCACGCGCGCACGAUUCAGGGCAAGCAGCAGAUGGUCAUGACCGCGUACGCGAAGGCGCUCGAGGUCAUUCCCCGGCAGCUCGCGGACAACGCAGGCUUUGAUGCUACGGACCUGCUGAACCAGCUGCGUAUGCAGCAUGCACAAGGCCACACAUGGGACGGCAUCGACGUGUCCACGGAAGGCGUAUCGAACAACAUGGACAAGUUUGUGUGGGAGCCCGCGCUGAUCAAGAUCAACGCGCUCAGCAGCUCCGCGGAAGCCGCGCGCCUGGUCCUCAGCAUCGACGAGACGAUCCGUGCGGAGCAGGCCGAGCAGGCGCCGCCUAGUGGCGGCCCCCUGCCGCCAGGCACGGCCCAGCGGGCGCUCCGCGCAGGCGGGCGCGGCGGGAUCCCGCGCCGCUAG